GGUGGGAGAAACCGACUGCUGGCAGCGCUGCCUUAAGCAGCGGCACAGAACGCAUUGGGAGCCACGCACCAUGGGGAUGUGCUCAGUCACACUGUGUGCAGUGUGAGAUCUGCACUGACCGUUCCCUCACGUUGAAACUCCAUGAGGUGGCACAGAGUUCGGUGUGUUUGUGGAUCUCACCCUCCACUUUUUUGUUCCAUGCUCCAAUGCACCAUUUCACCGGCCAGCUUUUGACAGACAUCCAGUUUCAUUAGUGCUCGUAGCAGAAACCCAAAUCCCACCUCCUUUGGCUCGCAGGCAGCCUACGGUGGAAGUCUGGGCAGAACAUAUCUGUGUGUGUGUGCUGGGCUCUGCCCGCGCCCAGUUGGAAAGCAAACAAGAGAAAGACGCAGAGAUGUUCAGACUUCUCAUGAUGCAAAAAAUAACAAUAAUAUUACGAUAAAGAAGAAGCAGGAAAGACCUUUGCCUUACGGUUGGGUCGCGGGGGUUUCCUUGGCUCCAGCUUUGGGGCAGGUGGGAUGAAGGAUGCUGAAGGACGAGCGGGAAGUGGAUGGGGAGGAGCAGAUUGAGAGCUGACAGCAGUGCCUCUGUGUUGUUCUCCCUUUUCCAGACGUUAACUUCUCCUUAACUUUGAGACUGGAAGUUUAAAAGACAAAAGGUGUUUCAAACCGCUGCUGAAUUCUCACUGUUCGCUUUGGGACGUUUUACAGAAGACCAUUUUCCCCCACAAAGCAUAAAUCCUUCUGAAGCUCAAACUCAUUUAUGUUCUUCGUUUGAGCACUCCAAAUUGCCUGUCACUUCUAAAUAGGGACGUUGGUCUCAGGCUUUCCACUUGUAUUUAUUGCCUUUGAUGAAAAAGAGGGUGUCAGGAGGUGGAAAUGAGUGGAGGCGGAGGAGGGAGGUCGGAGGACUUAAGGGGAGGAGGUGGAAGAGGGAGCACAGAAAUUUUGCUCGCGUAUCUUUCUAAGGAUGAUGGAACCAUUGCCUUCAGCCAGUGCGUUAACGUUUCAUCAGCUGCUGUGCUUAUUGCUGCUGCAUUUGCUGAGGACCCGAUGGUGGGUGCUGUUCUGGGGGUGCUGGUGGCUGCUGCUCGCUGCUGUGCUGCCAGUGGGUUACGAGGGCAGGAAUCCUUACAGUGCAGCUCUGCUCGCACCCAAAGGCCGGCUGUGGCACAGGGGGGGCAGUGCAAGGUGCUGAAAACUCCUCUCCAGCACUGGGGCAUGUGAUACGGAGCUGGAGGAUCUGAAGCAUUGCAGUAACCAUGGCUACCAGUGACUUAUCCGAGGGAGUUUGACUUUUGUUUUGAUUUUUACGUGUCUUAAUUGUAGUUUAAAAAUCAGAACCUGAAUGUGUUUUUCACUUAGGCGUGAAGCUAAGGGCAUUAAAUGAUUUGCAUUAUUGAAGUAUCUAUAAUGCUGCCUUUCUUAAGGCAAGUCCUUAGUAUUCGUACCGUAUGUGCUAAAUAAAGUCACUCUGCAGCUUUAUGUUGGUUCUUUUGCUCUCGCCAUAAAAAAUUGCUGCAGGUUUGAGUGCUCUGGAGGUGCCUGGCCGGCUGUUUUGCAAUGCCAAGCCCUUUGUUUGUGUGGCACUGUGUGCUUGAUGUGAACACACACAAGCUGCUGCUUUUCCUCUGUCCUCUUUUGUACCCCAGCCAUGCCCCGCGGGGUCCUGCCUUCAGAGCUCGUGUUUACUGUAGAGGCUGGCUGCUGGAAGGCUGCCCUGCUUGGAAAUCCUGCCAACCCCUUGGAGUUCCUCCUGUAUGAAACAUAACCGAGCACCACCUGCCCAGAGAGUGGGAAACCGUGGGUGGAUAUUAGCAGGGAUGCUGAGCGGGGAUGCUGAGCGAUGCAAGCACCAGAACCAUCCCUCCUUCCGUGGAGGACCGUGUUGUGAAGGAGGAGUAGCGAGGGGCCAGGCACUUGUGUAGCAGAAGAAUUUUUUCCCUUUGAUUCAGUGGCUGAAAUGUUUAAUCUAGCCUGGUGUAGUUCCCUCUGUUUGUACUUGUGCAGGAGUUACAAACACGCUGAAAUAUGAACUCAUGCUUCGUAAGCCUUUAAUUCCAGCUUUGAUGUUUUUAAUCAUCAGUACAGAUUUGGUUAAAAAAAAAAAAAAAAAAAAAAAAAGAAUAGUGAAAUGAUUCAUUAGCUUGAAAUGCAUCUUGGAUUACGCUCGGCGCUGUGCAGAGCAGAGGAGGCAGAGCAGGGCCAGCUGUCCUGGGAGCAGAGCGCGGGUGAGGCCGAGGUCACUGCGGCGGGCAGAACGUCACCAUCGGUGCUGCGGGGCAGUCCUGGGGCUGCUCUUGGAGGCCCUAAAAUGUCCCAGCCCGUCAGCUUUGGAGGUCCCGUGGGCGUCCGGCCAUGUGUUCUGCUGCUUCCUCACCACGUCUGUUUAGGGUCUAAAAUGAAGCAGUCCUUGCUUGGGAACGUCAGUUAGGAUGCGGGGCAGUGUUUGGGGCACGAACAUGGCCACCCUCCUGCAAUAGGUGCGGCGGCAGGAGGAGCGUUUCUGGACUUGUUUGCCUUCCCUGCCUGCUGUCUGCCCGGAGCCGCUCCUUUAACCCUCACUUUCACCUCUUCCCCAUUCACGUGGGUUGGCGUUGGUUGUCCCCAGGCUGUGGUCACGGCUCUGUGCUGAGCUCUGUCCUGCAGUGACUGGGGAGGAUUGAAAGCAAUCUGGCUUCAGAGCAGCAGCUUGGAGACAAAUCCUCUAUCCCAUUACUUGUCCCUGGCAGUCCCUUUUUGACAACUGGGUGUCAGUGAUGUUAGUGGUCUUGGAGAGGGCUGCCCGAGGCAAGUAGUCCAUCUUCUCAGUGCCUCUAUUGAAGUCCAGCCCACUAAUCCAGCCUGCCUCCUCCCAUAUGGAAAGUGGGGUUUCUGUCCUGGUAAAGUCACCUUUGUAGUGGUGUAUUCACCGGGUUAAAGACCUCAGUCACGUCACCAUUGACAGACAGCUGUGCAGCCCAUGGGAUGUGCCGUGGAGGUGCUCCGUGUGGCUGACAGUCUCCCUUUUGACAUCUUUCAGGGCAGGAAUGGUGCAGCCAUACAGCUCUGGCACUGCUCAGCCCCACUACAGCACACUGCGGGCGCAGGAGCUCUGCAAAGCUCUGCCAUCUUCUUGAGAGCAUAGAUGGAAAAAUGAGGAAAAUUCCAGAAGCUUGAGGGCCCUGCCUGCACUGUAAGGGCUGGGGAAGGAGCAGAACAAACAGUUUCUCUCUAUUGUGAGAUGAAUGGCUUUUAUCUCGGAGGCAUGUUUGGAACUGCUGAGAAGUGGAUGCAACUCCGCUGAAGUUUGUCUGCAAGGCUGCCUCCUCUGUAACAAAUUGUUAAGCAACAAAUGCACGGCAUAUUCAGAUCUCGCUUUAGACAGACAGCCUCACAAAGGCACUUUGAAAUGUUCAAGGCCUCCUUUUGUACUGGUUUGACUCUGACAUCCCACUGCUGCUUUGCUCUCCAUCUCCAGCGAGCGGAGCAGAGCUGAGUGAUAACGUGGGGCUGUGCCCGGCGGGUGACAGCUUCUGCUGCAGGCCCCUUCCUACCAGCCGUGCUGCAAACACUGCUGCUGUUUUCACACCUGUCUUCCCCCCCCCCUCUCUUUUUGCUGAUUUCCUACUGAUUCCUCGUGGUUUUUCAGUGAAGAAAAGUGCCAUGGGCAGAAUCCUGCAGGAGAUGGAGCUGCAGGGAGCGGCAGGGCUGCCAUCCCUCCAGUGUGCUCUAUGUGGGGCAGCGAGGGCUGGCUUGCAUGGCUGACAAGAACAGCACCCUGAAAUGCACGUUCUCUGCUCCUGGCCACAGCACCACUCUGCUGCAGGGACUGGCCUCGCUCCGAGCUCAGGCUCAGCUGCUUGAUGUCAUCCUCACUAUAAAUAAUGAAGUGUUUCAGGUUCAUAAAGUUGUCUUGGCUGCCUGCAGUGACUAUUUCAGGGCGAUGUUCACGGGCGGGAUGAGAGAAGCCAGCCAGGAUGUGAUCGAACUGAAAGGUGUAUCUGCAAAAGGACUGAAACACAUAAUAGACUUCGCGUACAGCGCUGAAGUGACUCUUGAUCUCGACUGCAUUCAGGAUGUGCUGGGAGCUGCUGUCUUCCUCCAGAUGGUGCCUGUCGUGGAGCUCUGCGAGGAAUUCCUGAAGUCUGCCAUGAGCGUAGAAACGUGUCUCAAUAUCGGGCAGAUGGCCACCACCUUUAGCCUGGCCUCCUUAAAGGAAUCCGUGGAUGCAUUCACCUUUAGGCAUUUCCUGCAGAUCUCGGAGGAGGAGGAUUUCCUCCACCUGCCGCUGGAGCGCCUCGUUUUCUUCCUGCAGAGCAAUAAGCUGCAAAGCUGCAGCGAGAUCGACCUCUUCCGUGCCGCCGUCCGCUGGCUGCAGUACGACCCCACUCGCCGUGCCAGCGCCAGCCAGGUGCUCUGCCACAUCCGCUUCCCUCUCAUGAAGUCCUCCGAGCUGGUGGACAACGUCCAGACCUUUGACAUCAUGGUGGAGGACGUCCUGUGCCGGCAGUACCUGCUGGAGGCCUUCAAUUACCAGAUCCUGCCUUUCCGCCAGCACGAGAUGCAGUCCCCUCGCACCACCAUCCGCUCCGACGUUCUGUCCCUCAUCACCUUCGGCGGCACUCCCUACACCGACAACGACCGCACCGUCAGCUGCAAGGUGUACUGCCUGCCCGACGCCAGCGGGCGCCAGUUCAAGGAGCUGACGGAGAUGGAGGUGGGCAGCAGCCACUCCUGCGUGGCCGUGCUCGACAACUUUGUCUACAUCGUAGGGGGGCAGCACCUGCAGUACCGGAGCGGCGAAGGAGCGGUUGAUAUUUGCUACCGUUACGAUCCUCACCUGAACCAGUGGCUGCGAAUCCAGGCCAUGCAGGAGAGCAGGAUCCAGUUCCAGCUGAACGUCCUGCACGGAAUGGUUUACGCCACCGGCGGGAGGAACCGCUCGGGGAGCUUGGCUUCCGUCGAGAAGUAUUGCCCCAAAGACAACGAGUGGACUUACGUGUGCUCCCUGAAGCGCAGGACGUGGGGGCACGCCGGAGCCACGGUGGGAGACAAGUUGUACAUAUCAGGUGGGUAUGGGAUUUCAGUGGAAGAUAAGAAAGCCCUGCACUGCUACGACCCGGCCGUGGAUCAGUGGGAGUUCAAAACCCCGAUGAACGAACCCAGAGUGCUGCAUGCCAUGGUCAGUGCAAACGGUAGGAUUUACGCGCUGGGAGGCCGCAUGGACCACGUUGACCGUUGUUUCGAUGUUUUGGCCGUGGAAUAUUAUGUGCCCGAAACAGACCAAUGGACAACAGUGAGCCCUAUGCGCGCAGGUCAGUCGGAAGCUGGCUGUUGUUUGCUAGAGAAAAAGAUUUAUAUCGUAGGGGGGUACAAUUGGCAUCUGAACAAUGUUACAAGCAUUGUGCAGGUGUACAACACAGAAACUGAUGAAUGGGAAAGGGACCUACAUUUUCCAGAAUCUUUUGCUGGGAUAGCAUGUGCUCCUGUGAUACUGCCACAGAUAACCACCCCGAGAUAGCCGAGCACCACUGCGCCGGCCGUGAGACCACCUGGUGUUGCAUGUCAUUGGGAUGCUGUGCUGUUUCCCUUGUUUGCAAAUGGUAUUGUGCAUCUUCUGGGCGAGGGAAGGAGAAAAAUAGCUUGCGUUCCCUCCUCCGUGAAGUCCCUCCUUCUCUUCUCUGAUGUAGUGUUCUGGCAGGCAUGCUUCAUCAGAAGCACUUGUCAGCUAGUUAGACUUAGCAGAUGUUACAGCUGGAAAAAGCUUUUCUCUUUUUUUUCUGUUUCUGAAAAGUGUGUGUGUGGGGGGCGGGGGGGGGGGAAUGCAUUUUGCCAACUUUCCAUAUUUUUAACAAUAUUACACAUUGCAAACACUGACAGCUCAGGAGUAACUCAGUACUGUGGUAUGUUUAAAAGAGUUCAGGUGUGAUUUUUACUAAUAGCUCCAAAAAUCAUUGUGUGUCAAUCUGUUGUUUUUUAGCAGACAAAAAAACCAAAACCUGUAUAACACACUGACCUCCAGAAGCAAUAAAGGGACAGCGGGAGCUCCGAGAGCUCAGGUGCUGGGGUUGUGAAAGCAGAUUCUUGCUUUGCAGAGGUGACUUGCUUUGUUUUCCCCCUCCAAGAAGGGGAUGCUUACCCCUGCACACCUCUGGCCUCUGUUGGUCCUUCACUGUUUGGAUUACGCUGCAAUUCCAGAUCCCCUCCUCACCCCUCCAGACAUCAGCGUGAUAUUCUUGUCCAGAAAUUCCCCCUUAAUUGGGGCGUCCGCGGUUCACAACACUGAAGCCAUGUUGAUAACUUGAUUACACACAAACGAGCAUGAUUUUUUAUAACUGCCAAAAAUUUGUUUGGCUUCACUGGCAAUAAGAGCUCAGCAGCUGUUAUCAGGGCUGAGCCAGUAAAGGCUGAAGCAGGGAGCACCCGGGGGCUGUGCAGGACCUGCCUGCAUGCAUCAACCCAGCCCGUUGUGCACGGGGAGGCGGGUGCUGCUCAUUCACCUGCUGGAGGGUCUUCUCUCUUGACUUGUAAAUAAGAUACCGAGUUUCAUGACGAGAUGGAAGUCCGAGCAGAAUGGCCUUUGUUGCUGGUGGGUAUUUUAAAUUAAGAGAUUGGUUUUAAGAUGGCUCUGUCAUCUUUGUAAAGUCUGUGUUUGCUGCACAGAAUUCUGUUAUUUCUUGAACUGUCCUUUCCUCCAAGCCAUUUUUUUUUCUAAUUAAUUUGGCUGAUAAACGAAGUUGAAGUUUCUUCUUUUAUCAGGCAUUCUGUUUCAAGGGCUUUGUUUUGUAUCUGUGGAAGUUUGGUUUGAUGUACGCAGCCUUCUUUGCAGAGAAACUGUUGCAUUCUGCUGGUUAAAUAAACGCCGUGCUGUAACCCGUAGAGACAACGUAUAAUGUCUGUUUUGCUGAUGAAUCACUCAUCAGGGCUGUGUAAAGCAUGAACUCCAUACCUCAGAUUCACUUAAAGAUAUUUCUCUCUGACGAUUAAAGCACCUCUGAGUAUGUUCUGCUGCGAGGGCACGUGUUCCUCAGUUGGUGUCUGCGUUUGAAAUUUGAGUUAAAAUGAUGCACAGUUUGGUUUGUUUCUGUCUAUCUGCUGGUUUGCCAAUAAUAAAUUGAUGGAAAGUG
Molecule: messenger RNA, 7108 nt
Organism: Gallus gallus (chicken)
Lineage: Eukaryota; Metazoa; Chordata; Aves; Galliformes; Phasianidae
Gene: KLHL26
Product: kelch like family member 26
Exons: 3
Coding region: 3739-5502 (587 amino acids)
Molecular function (GO): protein binding
Source: RefSeq, a predicted model, not a curated record